This is a messenger RNA of Nelumbo nucifera (sacred lotus), 1944 nucleotides long. RefSeq names its product P-loop containing nucleoside triphosphate hydrolases superfamily protein. NCBI's taxonomy places the organism in Eukaryota, Viridiplantae, Streptophyta, Magnoliopsida, Proteales, Nelumbonaceae. Gene Ontology annotation, biological process: DNA integration. The record is from RefSeq and is a predicted model, not a curated record. Gene Ontology annotation, molecular function: ATP-dependent activity, acting on DNA; nucleic acid binding; ATP binding.
UCCGUUUCUAGCCAAGUAGCCAGCCCUACUACAGUACUAUCGCAGCCUCUCUUUCUCUCUCGGCCCUUCGACUUUACCGCCUCCCACCUUAUAAAACGCCUGCUACUUUCACUCUGAGAGUCUCAUUCCCUCCUUUCCUCCUCUUUCCUCCCUCCCUCUUUCUCAAAGCGGCUCAAAACAGCUACGAGCCUACGACAACAACAAUGGUGGAGCUGAAGCUAUCAGAGACUCGAGACCUAACUCGAAUCGAGCGGAUAGGUGCACAUUCUCACAUCCGAGGACUCGGCCUUGACUCAGCCCUAGAGCCUCGGGACGUGUCGGAGGGCAUGGUGGGCCAAACAUCUGCCCGAAAGGCCGCCGGUGUCAUCCUCCAGAUGAUUAAAGAGGGCAAAAUUGCUGGCCGAGCUGUCCUCCUUGCCGGCCAGCCGGGCACUGGCAAGACAGCCAUUGCUAUGGGCAUGGCCAAGUCUCUUGGCCAAGAAACUCCCUUUGCAAUGUUGGCCGGUAGCGAGCUCUUCUCCCUCGAGAUGUCCAAAACUGAAGCUCUCAUGCAAGCUUUCCGCAAGGCAAUCGGCGUCCGAAUCAAGGAGGAGACCGAGGUGAUCGAAGGGGAGGUCGUCGAAGUCCAGAUUGACCGCCCUGCUGUUUCCGGUGCUGCCUCUAAGUCUGGGAAGUUGACCCUGAAGACCACCGAGAUGGAGACUGUGUAUGAUUUGGGGGCAAAGAUGAUUGAAGCUCUGGGUAAGGAGAAAGUCCAGAGUGGAGAUGUGAUAGCAAUUGACAAGGCAUCUGGGAAGAUUACGAAACUUGGAAGAUCAUUUGCGAGGUCGAGGGAUUACGAUGCCAUGGGCCCACAGACUAAGUUCGUGCAGUGCCCUGAUGGAGAGUUGCAGAAGAGAAAAGAGGUCGUUCACUGCGUCACCCUUCACGAGAUUGAUGUUAUCAACAGCAGAACACAGGGAUUUUUGGCACUCUUCACGGGUGAUACUGGUGAAAUCCGUGCAGAAGUAAGGGAGCAGAUUGACACAAAGGUGGCAGAGUGGAGGGAGGAGGGAAAGGCAGAGAUAGUUCCAGGUGUCCUGUUCAUUGAUGAAGUGCACAUGCUUGACAUAGAGUGCUUCUCUUUUCUUAACCGUGCGUUAGAGAAUGAGAUGGCACCAAUCCUAGUUGUUGCCACCAACAGAGGGAUCACAACCAUCCGUGGCACAAAUUACAAAUCCCCACAUGGUAUCCCGAUUGACCUCCUAGAUCGUUUGCUCAUCAUCUCAACACAACCAUACACAGAAGAUGAGAUCCGUAAAAUCCUCGACAUCAGAAGCCAGGAGGAAGAUGUUGAGAUGUCUGAAGAUGCAAAGGUAUUAUUGACAAAGAUUGGGGUGGAAGCUUCCCUGAGGUAUGCAAUCCACCUUAUCACAGCCGCAGCAUUGGCUUGCCAGAAGCGGAAGGGGAAGAUUGUUGAGAUGGAGGAUAUCAGUAGAGUGUACCAGCUCUUCCUGGAUGUCAAGAGAUCGACGCAAUACCUGAUGGAGUAUCAGAACCAGUAUAUGUUCAAUGAAGUGCCACUUAGAGAGGGAGAUGAAGAUGAAACUACUGCAAUGCAUUAUUGAGUUUUGGUGUUUUUUGAAGAUUGAACGAGGGGAGAAACUGUCAUGCCUCGUGAAUAUUUGAGAAAGGAUCCUCUUACAUGCACAAGGUAAUUGCUUAAAUUUUCUUUUCUUUUAAAAUAGAGAGACAAUGAUGUUUAGAAGUUGUUUGUACUUUGUAUUGUAAACAUGCAUAGUCCACUGGUGUGAGUGCGGAAAAUUCCAGACUAUUCUGGCUGUAUUUUCCAGCAGCAAAAAUUGUAUGCAGCAGGUAGAUGUUCUCACUCUUGACUCUCUGGAGCUGGUGACUUGAACGCACUGGUAGUGGUAGAUUUGUGUAAUGUAGGUGGCCUUUGGAGGA